AUGCAUUGUGGUCAUGGCACUGCGCCUCCUCCACCGCCUCCACGUGCUGAAUUUCAUCAGGCUGCGCAUCCCGGUUUUCCUUUGCAGCAGAUGAAUCAGAUGAGUGGUGGGUACUUUCUUCCUCAGCACAUGAUGGUCCCUCCUGGGGUUUGGGCACCUAGCCAUGGAAUGCCAGCUACGCACCGUUCACAUGAGCGGUCGCGGUCACCCAGAGGAUCGCAUGAUGAGGUGGCUUCCUUGCUUUCUCGGCUUCCCCCUGCUGAGUUCAAAAAGGUGUUCAAUGAUUUGCCGGCAUCUCUUCGAAGCGUAGCCUUUGAUGCUCCUGAUGGCAUCAUCACGGACGUUAAGUCCAUCUCUGACAAAGAGUCUCGCAUGGAGAUGUGUCGAAAAAUCAACAAUCUUCGUCGAGAGAGAAUCCAAGCUCUCGCGACACCCCAGGCAGCCCCUUUUUAUGCCGAGGAUGGCAUGAAGAUUGUACCUAUGAGCCGAUUGACUGAGCGGCAUUUCUGGGAUGUCUUCCAUAGGAUCCCGUUGAAUACCACGGAUCCAGUCAAAUGGAAGAGCAUUCUCAAAUAUUUGGAUGCAUGCCCUGAAAAACCACGUUCAUCACCCAACGCUCGUGAUAUUGAGUGGGCAACCCCAGAUCUGCCCUUUGAGGCUGCUCCAGGUGCUGCUUCGCCUCCCCGAGGUUCCCUAGAUGCAUUGAGGGCGCACCGCAUUGCUGGGCGUAAGACCCCGGCCGCCAAGGCCUUGUUGGCCCUGUCGCCCUUGGAAGCCAUGAGUGAUCUAUACCAGACAGUCUUCCGCAUUUAUUUGCGAAAGCUGGAGCGAAUCAUGCCGAAGCUCGGCGCAAAAACAAAAGAGAACACAUGCCUCAACAAGCUCUUGGAUGCUUUGAAUGUCAGCCCUGACGAGAAAGUUCCGAUCCUUCUGGACCAAUUUCUGCUGAUUAGCCUGGUUGUUCGGCACAACUGCUGUCAAGGGACACAGUUGCUUGCCGCCCUGAGUUUUUUGAUGAUGUUGCCGGUGCAUCUCGCUCCCGUGGAUACUGGCGAGCGGCUUUUGGCUGAAACCGCCCUUUGCCAUAGUCUGGGCACUUUGAAUCCGCCGACGGUGUAUAGUUUGCUUCCAAAAACAAAGCAGCGGCAAGUGCAGGGUCUUCGUAUCUUUGAUUCUUUUCGCUCUUUGUGUAGGUUCCGCCCUUCUCAACCUGCUGCAGGGGAAAUGUCUUUAUCCUCUUCUGUGGGUCUUAUUCGGAAAGAGUGGCGUGAUGGUCUUCAAAAAAUUGCUGCCGCGCUGGCUGGGCGGCGUUUUGAAAAGUCAAACGCUGCCGCUCUCGCGGCAUGGAAUUUGAGUCCCGGUGCCUGGGCUUAUGUGGCUCGCCGAGUUGACCAAUUUGAAACAGGUUGGCGGCGAAAGCGGGGCCUUCAUCUUUUAGGUAUCAUCUCCAAGAAACGGAGAGACCUUUGCCCUUUUGUGUCAUCUGUUGCGGUGUCUGUCCCCUGGAUGGGCUCCACAUCGGCACUGCGCAUUUUGCGCGGUGAAAUUCGUGAAUUACUUUCCGCAUGGAGACGGAAGGGGCACUGGGUUCCCAUAGCAAGGCAUGCAAAGUGCUUUGUUUCGUGGACUGCUCCCCCUACUUUGGCAGAUUGUUUGACAAGCACGUCAGUUUUGCGCCAAGCUCUCGAAGAGGGUGUUUCCCCACAGUGUAUCUGUGAGGCUGUGCGCUUGCAAAAUCCUGGCUGGCCUGUCGUUACUUUUGACGGCUGUGAGCACAUCGCCGCCCCCCAGGGUAUGGUGCCUUGGCCUGAACAGUUACGGCAUCUCGCUCGGUGGCCAGCAAGCAUCGGCCUCCCGCCUCGUUUUGAGGAUGUGGUUUCUGCAGUUCGGACGUCUUUUCGGAGGCUUCGUAAUCGAUGCCGUAUUCCGAUUUCGGACUCCUGUACAGUGGAAGCAGUGCAGCGCUGCUGUUCCUCCUUGUGGUCCUUGCCUGUCCAAGACAGUCGAGUCCCAAUAACUUGGUCUCACGUUGGUGAAGCAAGGGAGUGGCUCCAAGCGCAGGGUGUUUUCGUCUCUGUGUUUGACCACAACCCCUCUUCAUUGGGAGUUUUUUGUCCCAAGUUGGUUUUUGAGCAUGCUUGUCAGUUAUUGGAUUUCUUGCAUCAUCAAAAACCUGAUGCGAAUUUUGCUUGGUCGGUCUCGGAUAUUGGUCGUCAGCGGGAUGUGCUGAGUGGCAUGGCUAACAUGUCAGACCUUCCUUCACAUUUGAUUCCCGGUUUGCACACUGUCGAUUAUCAGUUUGAUGUUGGUUGUACAGCUGCCGCUGAUAUGAAGGAUUGUUUCCGGCAUCUUCCUUGUGAGCGUUUUGCCGACAUGUGGGAUGGUCUGGCUGCUUACUGGAAAGGGCUAUGGAAAUGGCACCGUGAAUUCCACUGUGGUGUGGCUGCGGUUUGGGCGUUGUCCUGGGUGCCGAAGGGUGAGUUGCUGCCCAUCCCCACUCUUUUUUCUGAUGUGGAAUGUGUUGUUGGUGCAAAGGCUGCUGAUGAUCACAGAGGUGAUGUUAGCCCAGCAUCUACUGUUCCUGCUGAUGAUGAGGCUGCAAUUGCAUCUGCAAGAGCUUCAUACCAGAGUGCCAAAAUGAAUACACCGGAAGAAAAGAUCAGACGAGCUCCAGCCACCCCAAUGGCUCCAUUGUCUCGAGAUGUGCAAUCAGUUGAGAUUUUGGGAGGAGAAGGAGACAAGACAACUGAGAGAGAUCAGAAACGCAGCAGUGAUCAAAAGAGCAAAGUCAACAAGAAGAAAGGUCCUUUGAAAGCACGCAAGACAAUGAGAAAACACGUCAAGAAAGCCAAGAAAGUCAAACCGACUACCAAGGAUGGAGCCAAGACUACCAAGACCAAGGAACAAACACCUGCCACCACUCCUGCCACCAAGAGUACUACCACCAGUCCUGGUACCGAUGCCUCGGCCACACCCACCCCGUCUACCACAGACACCACCACUGGUCCUGGCUCUGCCCCUCAACAACCGCUUCGCAGACCUUCCGUGGAAAUUGGCAGCCCCGACCUCACAGAGAUCUGUUCCCCAGCACCAGGAGCAGUGGCAGGUGUUUUGAAUCGAGCUGCCACCGGAGACCUAGCUCAGACCCAUGCAGUAGUUAAGGCAGGUGCAGAGGCAGCACUGCCGCCAGUUGGUCCACAUGAGACACGUGUUAGAGACGGCACACGAGUGCGAGUUCGCAACAAGGAUUAUCACAAUCGUCGAAUGAGGUUCUACAGGUCACUAGACAGUACGUCCUCGCCAUCUGAAAUCGUAAAGCUGGGUGAAAAUGCUCGUGCAGGGGGAGGACGAAAAAAAUCAGAAAAGAUGGCAAUCCUCUUCGAGGAGUGGACCAACUGCAAUGGGGACUGGUCGACCUCAAGUUUUGUGGUGCGCAUGAGGGAGCGUACCACUGAGAAACAAAAGGGUGGGAGGCGAUGGAUGACUGAAGGAGACAUAGUGGACAAAUACUCGAAAGGAAGGACAGUGGAGGAAGCACGACAGAUUGCCAGGGACAUUGUCGUGGGAAAGGAGGCCUGCAAGCACAUGAGAAGUACCCACAUUCGUCCACACCCGGACGCGCCGCUGAGGCAGGAUAUGAGAUUGUUUCUCAUAUGGGAUGAAGAAUUCGAAACAACAGAAACUGAUUCGAUUGUCGAAGCCCUUUUCCAGUGCAAAGACUCAGAUAGACAUGGAAAGGAUGAGAAGAAGAAAAAACGCAAGCGAGAGACUUCGUCAUCUUCGCAAUCUGACAAGUCCAGUGACUCUGCCAGCAGCAGAUCAUCUAGCUCUUCCAGCGACCGUCGCAAGAACAAGAAGAAAGCACUGAAAAAGGGAAAGAAGUCAAAGCCAGUGAAGCACAAGCAUGGAAAUCAAGGUAAAAAGAAGGGCAAGAAGGAGGUGAAAGAUGAGAGCAGCGACUCAGACAGCAAGUCUGAAUCUGAGGAUUCCCAAGUGGCAGCAGGCAGGAAAGCCAAGGAGGAAAAGGAGAAACAACGAGCGGCUGAGAAGGAGGAAAGGGAGAAACAACGAGAGGCUGAAAAGCAAGCUGAGAAGGAAAGGAAGCUUGCACAGAAAGAGGAAGAAAAGGAGAAAAAGCGUUUGGAGAGCCAGCAGAAGAAAGAAGUGACUAAGGAAAUCAACAGGAAGAAAGGUGCAGCGAAAAAGGGAGUGGCAAAUUUGGACACUACCAUUGCCGACACUGUGCGCCGGGAACAGCUUUCGGGAACAGUGGCCGAUCCAGAUCUUCGCAAAGCUUUGCAGAAGGAACUGCAAAGCGUCCGCAGUUCCUUGAAGCAGAAGCGUGGGCAGCUUCAAGAUGCAUUGGACAACAACCAGGUGGAUUCGAUGGAAAGUCUCGCUGACGGAGCCAAGUCCCUGAUCGAUGACUACAACAAAAAGAAGAAAGCUAUGCAGUGUGAUGGCAAAGCUUGGGUUGCUCAAGGCAUCAUUGAUGAUAUUUCAUCUGCAGUUCCUUGGCGCAAGGUGGUUUUGAGACCCCAGAUGAUGCUAUGCGAGGAAAAAUUCUUCAACGGCGAAACUUUUGCAGAACAGUUGGAAAAUGCCUAUGAUGACUUCAAAGAUUUCGUGAUGAAGAAAGAUGGUCAAUUGUUGAUGACAGGCAAGGCCUACAACAACAGGUGCAUCGCAGAAUGGCUCCAUGAUGCUGUGCUGCGAGCCAAUCAAGUCUCUACUGACCCAAGGAUGCCUGUAGCCUGUUUGCUGAUGACGCUCGCUUUAUUUUUUUGGGUGAGCAUGUUUGAGACUACAUCUCCUGGCUCCCUUCCUCUCCAAUUUUUGUUCCCCUUCACGUGUUUUAGUCCAAUUUAUUUCUUGGAAAAGGGUUAG
Molecule: messenger RNA, 4887 nt
Organism: Cladocopium goreaui
Lineage: Eukaryota; Dinophyceae; Suessiales; Symbiodiniaceae
Source: the annotation of a GenBank genome assembly